Molecule: messenger RNA, 2370 nt
Organism: Vitis vinifera (wine grape)
Lineage: Eukaryota; Viridiplantae; Streptophyta; Magnoliopsida; Vitales; Vitaceae
Product: pentatricopeptide repeat-containing protein At3g24000, mitochondrial
Exons: 1
Coding region: 1-2370 (789 amino acids)
Biological process (GO): RNA modification
Molecular function (GO): protein binding; RNA binding; zinc ion binding
Source: RefSeq, a predicted model, not a curated record
AUGGCUUCACCACUGAAGUGUUAUAGCAGCAGCUGGCCUACCUGUUCUUUACUUCCUGGCUGUAUCGCUGUUGAUCUUCAAAAGAACAUCAACCCAAUAAUCUCUGCGUCAGGUCCUUAUAAAGGGUGUAUGUCGAAGGGGAAUGUUGUCGGAGGAUGGGUGGAUUUAAACAAUGCUUGUAUACUGUUUGAAAAAACUCCCAAACGGAUAGGUGUUUCAAUUACUGAGUCCCAUCGCAGUGGGUGUACGGAUGAUCCUGAAGAGGGUGUGAAAGAAGCUGGUUUUUUCACAAGAAAUGAGACUCCCCAUGUUGAGUUUGGUGGUGGUUUUCCACAUAGGCAAUAUGUGUUUAGUGCUUUAAGCUUUUGUGGCCGUGAAGGGUGUGUUGAACUUGGCAGAAGAUGGCAUUGUUUUGUGGUGAAAAUUGGACUUGGUAGUGAUGAGUUUGUGUGUACUAGUCUUAUUGACAUGUAUGCCAAAUGCGGAGAAGUGGACAGUGCGGUGAGAGUAUAUGAUAAGAUGACUAGUUUGGAUGCUGCUACAUGUAAUUGCUUGAUUUCUGCUUAUGCAAGGAAUGGUUUCUUUGUUCAAGCUUUUCAAGUCUUCAUGCAAAUUGGGAAUAUGGGUACUCGGCCAAACCAUUACACGUAUUCAACCAUGCUAGCAGUUUGUGGGACUAUUUCAGCGAUCCAAGAAGGAAAACAGCUUCAUGCCCAUGUUGUGAAGAUGCAGUAUUUAUCUGAAACAGCAGUGGGCAAUGCACUUUUGACACUGUAUAGCAAGUGUGGGAUGAUGGAAGAGGCUGAGAUUGUGUUUGAGAAUCUUGGGCAAAGGAAUAUUAUCUCUUGGACUGCAAGCAUAAAUGGGUUUUACCAGCAUGGUGACUUCAAGAAGGCACUGAAGCAGUUCAGCAUGAUGAGAGAAAGUGGGAUUGAGCCAAAUGAGUUCACUUUUUCAAUUGUUCUAGCAUCUUGUGGUUGUGUGAAGGAUUUCAUUGAUGGCCGUAUGUUUCAUACCCAAGUCAUUAAAAAGGGCAUGGCAUCUGGUGUCUUUGUGGGGACUGCCAUUAUAGACAUGUAUUCAGGACUUGGGGAAAUGGAUGAAGCAGAGAACCAGUUCAAACAGAUGGGGAGGGCAGCAUCUAAUGUGUCAUGGAAUGCUCUAAUAGCAGGGUACGUCCUCAAUGAAAAGAUCGAGAAGGCAAUGGAAGCAUUUUGCAGAAUGGUUAAAGAAGAUGUUGCAUGUAAUGAAUUCACCUAUUCAAAUAUCUUUAAGGCUUGUUCUUCUUUUCCAUCACUUGCAACUACUGUGCAGAUCCAUUCUCGGCUAAUAAAAUCCAACGUUGAGUCGAACUUGCAUGUGGCAAGCUCAUUAAUAGAAGCAUAUACACAGUGUGGCAGUUUAGAAAAUGCAGUGCAGGUUUUCACUCAGAUCUCAGAUGCAGAUGUGGUAUCCUGGAAUUCAAUUAUUAAAGCCUACUCACAAAAUGGGGAUCCAUGGAAAGCUAUAUUCUUGCUCAGGAAGAUGAUUGAAGAAGGAAACAAGCCUACCAGUGCAACUUUCCUCACAGUUCUUUCUGCCUGUAGCCACUCUGGCUUAGUUCAAGAGGGCCAAGAGUUCUUUAAAUCCAUGGUGCAAGAUUACAGCAUCCAACCAGAGGAGACGCACUGCAGCUGCAUGGUUGACAUACUGGGUAGAGCUGGGCAACUAGAAAAUGCACUAGACUUCAUCAAGAAAUUGACAAUGAAGCCUACUGCUUCAAUAUGGAGACCCUUGCUUGCAGCUUGCCGAUACAACAGUAACCUUCAAAUGGCAGAAUAUGUGGCUGAGAAGAUACUAGACUUAGAACCAAAUGAUGCAACCGUUUAUGUCACCCUUUCAAACAUGUAUGCUGAAGUAGGGAGAUGGGCUGAUGCUGAGAAUCAGAGAAGGUUAAUGGAACAGAAGGAAAUUUCAAAAGAACCGGGAUGUAGCUGGAUUGAAGUAAACAACAAGAUGUACAAAUUCUUUUCCCAUGAUAAAGCACACCCUGAAAUGCCAAAAGUAUAUGAGAAGCUGAAGCAGCUAGUGAGACAGAUACAAGACAUUGGGUAUUCCCCUCCUACAACAACAGUCCUUCACCCGGAAUCAAGACAGCCAAAGGAGCAACUGAUCUUAUAUCACAGCGAAAAGCUUGCAGUUUGUUUUGGCCUUUUAAGCUUGCCUCCUGGAAAACCAAUUCGUGUUUUGAAGAACCUUCGUGUCUGCUUGGAUUGCUAUUCAACUAUGAAGUAUAUCUCAAGAAUUACAGACCGCUAUAUAGUAUUGAAGGACAAUUAUAGGUUUCACCACUUCAAGCAGGGCUGCUGUUCUUGUGGGGAUUACUGGUGA